AUAUAUGUACACUUUGGUAAAGGUUCGAAAUUUCGAAUACUGUGUUUGCAAGAGAGAGAAGCUGUCAAAGAGUUUCUGUCUGUGAAAUUUUAGCAUAAUUUUUCGGGUUCUAAUCUAUAUUACAUGUGGGUAUGUCAGCUAAAGAAAUGACAUUGAGAUAGAGAGAGAAGAUAGGAGAGAUAGUGUAGAGAGAGAAAAUACAAAACAGAGAUUCUUUUUCCCUUUUAUCAGUGUAGAGUAGUGUUCAACCACCAGCCUUUACAGCAAUACACAGUUGCAAUGUCCUACAAUCUUGCCUUUUCCUUCAUCUUCAUUUGAGUAUUCAAGGCUGUCAUCAUCUUGAGAAAUGGAUCUGAAACUCUAUACCCAGAUCAAAUCAGACCUUGCCAAGCAGAUUUCUGAAGAAUUUCUGAGAUGGGUCUUUGAUUAUCUCUGAUUGAGGUAAGUGGCUCUUACAUUUUUGGCUCUUUGCUCUUGUUGUGUUUGCUUCAAUCCUCCCAGUCCUAUUUUCUGUGAAAUAUGGAAUUGAAAACCAACUGUUUCUGUAUAAACCUGAGAGAAAAGUAGAGAAAAAAAAAGAAGUAAAAAUCAAGUUCUCUAGGUAUCAAUAUGAGGGAUUUUCCAUCUUGUUUUGGUGAAAACGGAGUUCAAGUUGCUGAUUUCUCGUCAUCAAGUACCAAUAAAUCUGCUCAGAAUUUAGUUACUUGUGUUUAUCAAUGUCGAUUGGGAGGCCGGUCUGGCUUGAUUACUGUUACAUGGAGUAAAAAUUUGAUGGGUCAAGGGCUUGGUGUUGCCAUUGAUGAUAACACCAAUCAGUGCCUCUGUAAGGUCGAAAUAAAGCCCUGGUUGUUCUCUAAGAAGAGAGGAUCAAAAAGUUUGGAGGCAGAUUCUAGUAAAAUUGACAUUUACUGGGACCUUUCCUCAGCUAGAUUUGGGUCUGGGCCUGAGCCAUUGGAGGGAUUCUACUUGGGGAUCGCAUUCAAUCGACAAAUGAUUCUCCUUCUUGGGGACAUGAAAAAAGAAGCUUUCAAGAAAACCAGUGCCAGCCCUGUUCCUUCCACAGCCAUUUUCAUAGCCAAAAGAGAGCACAUCUUCGGUAAGAAGAUAUUCAGCACCAAGGCUCAGUUCUGCAAUAAUGGCCAACUGCAUGAUCUUGUGAUUGAAUGUGACACCACUGGCAUUAAUGACCCUUGCCUCAUCGUCCGCGUAGACAGUAAAACCGUGAUGCAGGUGAAGCGGUUGCUGUGGAAGUUCAGGGGUAACCACAUCAUCUUGGUUGAUGGCCUUGCUGUUGAAGUACUUUGGGAUGUUCAUAAUUGGCUUUUUGGUUCGUCACUCGGAAAUGCAGUUUUUAUGUUCAAGACCAGCCUUUCGGCUGAAAAGUUGUGGGCCAGCCAAGCCCUAUCCGAUCCCCAUAUGUCACAUUGCUCUUGGUCCCAGAGAUUCCGAGAUUCGCAAUCUCAAUGUCUUGGUUUCUCUUUGAUUUUGUAUGCUUCAAAGAGUGAAUAGAGGAUUCUCAUUGAGUGCUAACAAAUACUUGUAGUGAGCUGUGAAUUUUAUUUACUAUGUCACUGAGUCAUACUUGAUUACAAAUGGAUGCUUCUGUUUUUCCUUUACUAUUUUCCUCUCGAGGAACUCAAGCAACUUUAAAGAUCAGAGGUUUCUUUUGUUCUUGCUUGUAUAUCCUUGAACUAGGUAUUUCCUGAUUUUAUUUUUAAUUUCUAUUAAAAAAUCUAAAUUGAAUUUAGUUUGCUUGAUGGUUAUGCAAUGAACUCUCUGAUUGCUCUUGGUUUUUUUUUUUUUUCAAAAAUAUUUUAUAAAGAAUGUGAAUCAUUGAAGGCAGGCCUUGGCACAACGGUAAGGUUGCUCCAUUGUGACCUGGAGAUCACGGGUUCGAAACGGGAAACAGCCUCGCCGCAUGUGGAGGUAAGGCUAUAUACAUCUAACCCUCCUCAGACCCGGCAAUGGUGAGAGCCUCGUGCACUUAGUAUGAAGCAUUAGCAUGCCAUCAUUUUCUUACUUGUUGCUGUAUGACAUUUUUGUUUGGCUCAUGCUGAGAAUGUUCUGCCUAGCUGUAAGUAUCUCUUCCUCAAAGUUAAAUGAUAAAAUUUCAACACAGAUACCAACAUCAAUUGUUUUUGCUUUAUAACCAUUCCAUGAGUUUGACUUCUUUUUGUUGCAGGACCCUAUUUUAUUCUGACUUGCAUAAAGCAUGACAAAAUCAUAGUUACUACAUGUUCAUUAUCCAUAUAAGAGGUGCUGAAUACCUCGUACUUCCCUAACUUUGUAUGGGCUAAGUUUCAUGGAGACUUUUCAAUGGGGAAGAGCCUGCUUGCUUUGAGCACAUAUAAAUCUUCUGAUUUUGUAUCAGAUAUGCCUAAUAUAGAGCUACUGGGGCCUUUGAACUUUUUGUGUGCUUGCGUAAUCCAAGGCUUUCCUUAGGCACAUUUAAUGCAACUUUUUUAUAUUUAUUAUAGUAUACUUCCAUUGCCUUUUCUCCUUUUUUUUUUUUUCUUUUUUUUUUCCUGAGAAUAUGCUUCCUUUGCUACUAGUUAGUUAGAAUUUUUUAUAUUUGCCUUUGCUAACUUCUGCGCUUGUGGCAUAUAAUUCUGUGUGCUUACAAACUUUAAGCCUUGGUUCAGCUACAAUUGAUGCAACCUUUGGCAGUGACUAACAUAAGAAUCUGCAGAGAAACUGGUUCUUUAAAAACAUUAAAAUAUCUUUUGAUAGAACAGAACAUGUAAUGUUUGUAUAUUUUUUUCCAUACAUGGAAUGGAUCAACUUCUUUCCCAGAAGCACAAAAUAAUCAUGAACAUAUUAGACUUCACCGGGAAGUGAUGUAAUUGCUUGGCUUUUAUCAUGUUCCCUCAUAUAUUAUGUUUUCCUAUUCACACUCAAAUUAGCUUAAUAAAAUUCAACAUUUUUCAUAUCAUAAGAUUCAUCCAGAUUUGAGUUGUUUGGUUUGUUAAUAGACCUCAAGGGAAGUACUGUUCAGAAUAUCUUAAAUGUGGAAAAAGCGUAGACAUAAUGUUGCAAAGCUGAGAAUAGUGCUGGUGGGGUAGAUGGAGAGAGCAUAAACAUAGAAUUGAAGACAUUAUUGUUUUGGCACUACUUGAUUGUUUUCUUCUGCCAUCACAGGGAUGUGUAUGGUUCAAGUCUAUCCGUCUAGUUUUUCUUUUGAUUGGUCCAAUAUGGGGCAGUAUACAUCUUACUAAAUCAAACGAAAAACAAAAAGAUUCUUGGUUCCAUGGAAGUUUUAUAGCAUGGAAACAGAUACAGGAUAUGGAUGUUCUAUGAUGUGAACAUGAGUACUAGUCAAUCCUCAAGAUAGGGAUGGUCGGGCUGCAACUCCGAGUUGUAGAAUCAACUACUUGCUUCAACCUACCUCGGGUUGCCAUUGUGUUCAUUAUGUUCAUCCUUCACGACAAAAUUACUGUGUUACUCGAUUGAGAGUGAAACACUACAUUUGUCUAGAAGAGUUCUGGGUAUUAGAUGAUUCCAACACUUAAAACACAUAUGUACCACACUUUGACACAUAAACCUGAGUCAGUGAAUGUUUUAUUUUUUAUUUUAUUUAUUUAUUAUUGUUUUCUUUUUGAGAGCAGCAUUGGUGAAGAUUUUGAUUAUUGAUUUUCGUAUCUGGAAGGGAACAUUUCAGAUAGUUAAUCAUCUUUCGUCACAUUGUUCAGUUAGGAGAGCAAUGUUUAACUAACAAUGCUAUUCACUAGUAAAGGCCACUGAUAAAGACCUAAAAACAUUACUUGACUCAAAAUAUGACCCGGGACCGCUAAGGCUCUAUUACAGUCUGUAUACUGCAAGUCUAGAAGAAUUAGAAAUGGCCAAAAUACUAUUGACUCCCUAAACAUGAGAAAAUUUAAAGAGGAAAAUACCUGUAGCUACUAACUUAAAAUAAACAUGACUAAAGACUUCAAUCCAACACGAAACUUGAUUACAGAUGGUCUAGAUCUUGUUCCAUGCAGAAAUUUUCGAUUCUGUCGUUUUAUUGUUUUCAUGCUUUGUAAGUGACGUUGGAUCUGUUAUAGGAUGUCAAAAAACUUUAGGGAGAAGCAUUAUGGCAGGUUGAAUUACUACGAAUGAUGUUAUUUUAAGGCUACAAAGAUUUCGGAUGAGAAUUGGUGUCAAGAUAAAUAUUAGCAAUAAUGAAACUGAAUAUAAAACAUACAUUGACACGUUGCUUCUAUUGCACUGAAAUGCUUGUAAACUAGUCUAUCAGUUGAUGAUGGAAACUCGGAAAGAAAAAAACCAAUGACAGAGGCCAUGCGAUAUGAUUUCUGAAUUAGGGUGUUUGAUUUAGAACUGGGAUGUUAUUCAGAUUUUAUUUUUUUUGUUGUUGUUUUGUUAAAGAACUCAUUAACAGAUACUUAACUGUUAUCUAGCAUUGUCCGGAUCACUACCAAAGCUUAUAAAAUUAUUAAGUGUUAUCUAUGAUUUGAAGGGCUCUAAUAUUGCAUGUUCUGAUGUAGGAAGACAAAGGAGUCACCAGAUUUUGAUUCUAUGGUUGGAAAAAUCAACUUAAUCAAUUCUCAAGGGACUGUAAUACCUGUGGAGGUGAAUGGAGGAUUGUAGAGUUGGUUUCAUUUUGUUUUUCAUGAUAUUCUGGUUCAGGAAAAUGCAGGACUUUUCUGGAACCAUUGAUUGGUCUAAAAUUUCUUAUUUGUCUUUUGAAUCCUCAAUGAAGUAUAUAGUUGAGAAA
Cornus florida is the source of this 4714-nucleotide messenger RNA. RefSeq lists its product as uncharacterized. The record is from RefSeq and is a predicted model, not a curated record. The transcript is spliced from 2 exons. Bases 610 to 1509 code for a protein of 299 amino acids. NCBI's taxonomy places the organism in Eukaryota, Viridiplantae, Streptophyta, Magnoliopsida, Cornales, Cornaceae.